This is a messenger RNA of Lutzomyia longipalpis, 1970 nucleotides long. RefSeq names its product probable cytochrome P450 6d5. The coding region runs from base 221 to 1774 and encodes 517 amino acids. The transcript has 3 exons. The record is from RefSeq and is a predicted model, not a curated record. Gene Ontology annotation, molecular function: iron ion binding; heme binding; oxidoreductase activity, acting on paired donors, with incorporation or reduction of molecular oxygen. NCBI's taxonomy places the organism in Eukaryota, Metazoa, Arthropoda, Insecta, Diptera, Psychodidae.
UAUAUACUAAUACAAAAUCACCCAAAAAAAAAAGCUAUCAAGAGCUCGUCUUUUCGUGUAUUUGAUACAAAAUUUAUGUCUAUUCAUCAUUAUUCUUCACGUUUCUUCCUCACAAAAUUUGAUGCUACUCCAAUCUCUCUACGCUAUAUACAUACAUAGUAUAAAUAAAGCUCAAGGCAGUGACUUCAGUCAGUCGUUCUUGUGACUUCCUACCGCAAACAUGGGGCUUUUAUUCGAUAAUUUAUUUUUGGACGUUGUGCUUUUAAUCAGUUGCAUUGCUAUUGCUCUGCAUUUCUACAUUCAACACAUCUACUCGUAUUGGGAUAGGAAGAAGAUAAAAUCCUUUAAGCCAGUAUUUCCAUUUGGAAACCUUAAGGAUGGAUUCUUGCUGAAGAAGCGGUUUUCGGAGCUUUUUGUGGAUCUUUACAAACAAACAGAUGAACCUAUUCUUGGACUCUACGCAACAACAAAGCCCGCAUUGAUGGUUUGCGAUCCAGAACUUUUAAGGCUCAUCCUUAUAAGAGACUUUCAGUAUUUUCAUGAUCGUGGUGUGUACAUGAAUGAGGACAUUGACCCCCUUUCGGGACAUCUUUUCUCUCUAAGUGGUGAAAAGUGGAAGAAUUUACGGGCAAAGCUCACUCCGACAUUCACAUCUGGACGACUAAAGGGAAUGAUGCAGACUUUUCUUGACUGUGGAAAUAGUUUGGAGGCUUAUCUCAUGAAGAAUGCCAACAAGGAAGUAGAGAUGCGCGAUCUAAUGGCUCGCUAUACGACUAAUAUAAUCGCAUCAGUUGCCUUUGGAUUGGAAAGUGAUGCAAUUGCUGAGCCUAAGGACACGUUCAGGAUGAUGGGAAAGAAGUUCUUUGAUCCAACGUUUAUGAAUAUUUUGCGAUUAACGUGCCUGUUCAUUCUACCACAUAUUGGAAAGUUUUUUAAUAUAAAAUCAGUGGAUAAUGAUUACGAAGCUUUCAUCUUUAAAAUGGUGAAGGAUACAAUGAACUACAGAGAAAAGAAUAAUGUACACAGAAAGGACUUUAUGCAGCUUCUUCUUCAGCUGAAGAAUACAGGAAAAGUUGAUUAUAGCGAUGACUGGAAUAUUCAAUCAGAUGGCAGUGACAAAGGACUAUCAUUCAAUGAACUAGCAGCUCAGGCUCAUGUCUUCUUCUUGGCUGGUUUUGAAACUUCCUCAACUACAAUGUCGUUUUGCUUCUACGAACUAGCCAAGAAUCUCAAUGUUCAGGAGAAAGUUCAAAGAGAAAUUGACGAAGUAACCAAGAAGUACGACGGGAAGAUCACCUAUGACUCCUUAAUGGAAAUGAAAUAUCUGGAAAGUUGCAUCGAUGAGGCCCUUAGAAUGUAUACACCAGUUCCAGUUCUCAAUCGUGAAUGCGCAAAGGAUUAUAAAAUACCCGGAAGUGAUAUUAUCAUUGAGAAAGGAACACGAAUCUUCAUUCCAGCUCAAGCAAUUCAAAUGGAUCCAAAGUACUAUCCAGAACCUGAAGAAUUCCGCCCCGAAAGAUUUUCUUCGGACAAUUCAAACGGUGGUAAUCAGAAAGGUGUUACAUACAUGCCAUUCGGUGAUGGCCCGAGGGCCUGUAUUGGGCUACGAAUGGGAAAACUUCAAGCUAAAAUUGGCAUUGUAUUGAUCAUGUCAAAAUUCAAUUUGCGUCUUGGUGAAAAACUUCAGAAUCUGAAGGAACUUCAAUAUGAAGUAAAAAGCUUCGUUCCUGCUCUCGAGGGAGGGAUGAAUUUGAAAGUUUUGCCCAGAAAAUAAAUGUGAUUAAAUGUAUGUUGAGACGGAAAGAAAUAGAUUAUUUUCCAAUUAAGUUUGCAUUGUGAUAAAAUCCUCUUAUCAGAAAAUAAGCCUUCGUGCUUUUAUCUUUAUUUUUUCAAAGAUAAUUUUGCGAAAUUUCACCUGUCUCCUACCUCUUGCACGCAUGUAUAAAUAAAACAAAAAAAAAUAAAUCUUU